AUGUGGAUUGGCAUAAUCGCUGCCAUAGCUCUAGCUGUAUGCUGCUGUGGUGUUUUGUGGUAUAUGAUCUGCAAUGGCAAAGGCGGUUUUGGCGGCCAGCAGCCCGGGCAUGUUGCCCAAUAUGAUUCCCCUUAUCAACAAGACGAUUACUUCUACCAGUACGGGCCUCCACCGCCGUAUCACCCUGACGCAUAUGCCUAUCAGGGAUACCCACCACAAGUGUAUGGACCCGAAGGCUACCCACCUUAUGGUUAUCCUCCACAUUACUAUCCACCUGAAGGCUACCCAUCUCCAGGUUAUCCUCCUGAGGGCUAUCCACCUGAGGGUUACCCACCUGGAAAUUUUCCUCCUGAACAUCUUUUGCGAAAGCAUCAACAGCCCAGAAGCCAGAAAUCUGAUCGAAUUAUGGAGCAGCAGAAAGGAGAGGCCUCAAAAGGUUUAGAAUCGAAAAAGGAGCAGAAAUCAAAGGAAAGUUAUCCUCCUGAGGGCUAUCCACCUGAGGGUUACCCACCUGGAAAUUUUCCUCCUGAACAUCUUUUGCGAAAGCAUCAACAGCCCAGAAGCCAGAAAUCUGAUCGAAAUUAUGGAGCAGCAGAAAGGAGUGAGGCCUCAAAAGGUUUGAGAAUCGAAAAAGGAGCAGAAAUCAAAGGAAAGUGUGCCAUCUUCAAAACGAAUGGAGCCAAAAUCAAAAGAAUAAAAGAGAGAGCAAAAAAAAGCUGUGCAUCGUAG
Cooperia oncophora is the source of this 729-nucleotide messenger RNA. The record is from the annotation of a GenBank genome assembly. Lineage: Eukaryota; Metazoa; Nematoda; Chromadorea; Rhabditida; Trichostrongylidae.